Cherax quadricarinatus is the source of this 1114-nucleotide messenger RNA. The record is from RefSeq and is a predicted model, not a curated record. NCBI's taxonomy places the organism in Eukaryota, Metazoa, Arthropoda, Malacostraca, Decapoda, Parastacidae.
AUGACGCAAUACUUUGGGGUGACCCAUAUAAGGUCAAGGAGUCUCUCAGAGCGAGGAUUGUGUUUCCAUCCGUCAAGCCCGGCUGACCUCAUCUUCCAACGCUGAACCACACAUCAUGGAGAAAGAGGAUAAGAAAAUAAUAUACGCGAAUUACUUGGAAGCAUUAGUGAAGAGGAGAUUGUCGAUUAGAAGGCGACGAUCGUUGGAAAUCAAGAAAGGUGGUGUACAUCGCAAUGAGAGGUUGUUAGAAUUAAAGAAUGAGUGGGAACGCAUAGAUGUAUUAUGGAAGAAGGCUGUAGAAACAGGAAAUACACCUGGUACUGUUGUGAAUCAAACUGAGAGUAAUGUCGCACAGCAUGGAGGUGUGCCGGGGAAUGAAGAUGAGAGUGCAGGUAGAUCUGCUAGUGUUGGUACCUCACAACGCGGAGGUGCGGCAGGAGGUGUGGAUACUUCUAUCCCCAUUAAUGAAGAUGAUGAGAGAGCAACUACCUCCCAUGACGUGUCUGACAGUAAUGUCGCACACAAUAGUGGAGGUGAAGAUGAGAGACCAGAAAUUAUUACAUACAUCCAGAAUUUUAGAGGUAGACAUACAGUGAGGAAAUAUAGUGUUCCUUCAACUUACAACAGGGAGUUAAGAAUGUAUUUACAUGCUUAUAGGGAUUAUUUUACAGAUCAGAUGCGAGAUAUGUAUGAUAGAUCACCUCUAGCAAUGUCGCUCAGAAUCCACCCGAUUAUAGUUAUAAGCACAUUACGUCAAAACAUAUCGGGUGAUGAUCAAAAUGGUCAAUUUGUGAUAAAUUUAGCGUUUGAGUUAGUAAGUGAAGAGGAAAUCUCUGAAGUAUUUGAUCGAUGGGUGGGAACGAUAUUAGAAAGAUACGAGACAGAGUUGCAAGAUCAGGAAGGAUCUGGUUGGAUCAUAGAUCAAAUCGAAUCUUUCAGUAUCGAAUACGUUAAAGUAGAAUUCCCGAAUUACAUUCUUCUCGACAGAUAUAUCAUUCUUGAUCUGUUCAACUUCCUCAGACAACACCUAAAAAGUUCUGCCUUGGAGAAAACUCUUAUAUGUAAUCAGAUUAUGUCAUCUCACAAACCCAAGAUUCAAGGUAGCGAACUAUAA